Molecule: messenger RNA, 547 nt
Organism: Aspergillus alliaceus
Lineage: Eukaryota; Fungi; Ascomycota; Eurotiomycetes; Eurotiales; Aspergillaceae
Exons: 1
Coding region: 101-433 (110 amino acids)
Source: RefSeq, a predicted model, not a curated record
AUUCUAAGUAAGCAUCGCUCUCUCCUUGCCGCGACCUGUCACCCGCCUCUGCCGCAUUGAAGGAUCUCCAUCACGUGACUUUAGUACACACAGUCCAGGAAUGGUGGCAUUCCCACGAGUCCGGAGUAGAAUGUUAACCUUAGCUUAUGUUACGCUGUUUAGAUGUGUCGUGCUACGUAGUGUAUACAUACAGGUAUAUAGCAGUAUGCACUAUGUAACAUGUAUCAUAUUGGUGGAGUCGAUCAUAAUCGCUGUUCUGAUCUCCCAUGGAUGGUGCUCAUCGUUCGGCGCGUCAGGGCUGAGACUCGGAGCCGAGAAAUGGAGUACCAAGAUAUUCUACAUAGGGGAGCGUGAACGACGGAGCAGACGUAUGCUAGGGCACCACUUUCCCCUAACAAGGGAAAGGGUUAAGGAUGUCGGGUGGCCCACCUAAAGUUUGUUGGGAUUCCCGCGUUAGAAAGUUCAAAGUUAGGGUCCCUCCGGUGGGCACACAACAAUAAGCGAAGGAAUGGGGGAAAUAGUAUGGAUAUGUGGGCUAGCGGUAGGC